This is a messenger RNA of Serpula lacrymans var. lacrymans S7.9, 993 nucleotides long. RefSeq lists its product as uncharacterized. NCBI's taxonomy places the organism in Eukaryota, Fungi, Basidiomycota, Agaricomycetes, Boletales, Serpulaceae. The record is from RefSeq and is a predicted model, not a curated record. Gene Ontology annotation, cellular component: cytoplasm; fungal-type vacuole membrane. The transcript has 6 exons. The coding region runs from base 1 to 993 and encodes 330 amino acids. Gene Ontology annotation, biological process: endosomal vesicle fusion; vesicle-mediated transport; autophagy.
AUGGCUCUAAAAGCAUUAGACGUACCCCCUUAUCGAAUACAGCCGCUCAUUGCAGCUAUUAAUGAGAGCUCAUCAACACCAACAUUGCUUACCUCGGCGCAGGCUUUAGGACUAGAAGUCUAUGUUGGGUGCUCAAAUGGCGAUUUGCUGCGCUAUGCCCUACAGGCCGAAGAUCCGACCAAACCAGAAUCAUACACCCUGCUGUCUCGCCAAACCCUCCCAAAUGAUAAACCCAUAGAAGAGAUACGACCUGCUCCCUCGUUCUCAGAUCCGCCCGCAAAGGUCGAUCCUAUUGAGUUUUGUGUCAUUAAACGGAAUAACAUUGCGUUAUACAGCCUUCGCGAACGGCUCUUUUUUCAGAAGGAGAUACCCCUCCCUCAGGGGGCUACCCUCGCUAGACGUAUAGGGCGCUAUGUGUGUGUCGCAGACAAAGAGUUUUACAACAUCAUCGACCUUGAAGAUGCAUCAUUAUUCCCUUUGCUUCCCCUUUCGCAAGCCUUCGAAAAUACCCAGCCCGUCAAGCCUUUUAUCACUGUGAUUGACAGCUUCGAAUUUCUAGCUCUAUCAUUCACAGAAACCGGGACACUUGGAGUUUUCGUGAAUAGCAAUGGAGAACCUGUACGAGGCACUUUGCAGUGGCCAAGUCACCCAGAGGCGAUCUGUCUGGAUUAUCCAUAUAUCGCCACUCUUCUCGUCAAUGGUACUAUUGAGAUCCAUAGUGUAGAAACGCAGGAACUAGUUCAGGUCGUCCCUGCACCAUCGUCUUCGCCAUCGCUCUCACCUUCUGUAGAGGGUUCCCUUGCCCAAAGGCUCAGCUUGGUGGCGUGUCUUAAUGGGUACAUGGUGCCCUCGCCACAGCGUAGCAACAAGAUGCGCUUGAAAAGAGUAUCGCUUGUUCGCAAACCCCUCCCUACACUGCCGCACGACGAACCAGAGUCUAUCGAAGAGAAGAGGGAGGUGGAUGACGAUGAAAUUGCUGAUGAAAAGAUUUAG